AUGGGCGACCACAUCUGUGGUGGUGGUGCAGGCGGUGGCGCCAGCGGUGGUGCCAACUCUAUAGAUGCGUUCACACCUUUGUAUAAAGGCAUACAUGACAAAAUCAGUGUACCACCAGUGGACACUGCCAUGGCCAGUCCGUCGAGCGCCUCACUCUACCCUUCCCCUCUUCAGUCUACUGACAUUCAUUCCACAGAUCGCAGUUAUUCGCGACAGCCAUUGACACCACUCAGUUUCUCCAGUGGCUCAAGAAGCGUGUCACCCAGAACACCAGGUGCUCGUCCAAGUAUCGGCAGGGCCGACGACUACUUUGCACCAAGUAUCGCCAGCGACGACCAGAAUCCUUCUCAGACGAGGAGAUCUGGAGGCUAUGGUGGCUUUGGUGAUACGGAAUUGUACCCUGCGUAUGCGCCAGCAAGCCCGCAGAAAAAGGCACCAAGCCUGCUCAAUCGCAUGGACGAUAUCGCCCCGGGCCCCUUCGGAAGCGGACAAUCGGCAUCGCCGCCUAGAAACAGAUUCGGAGGCUCCCCACCGCGGCGACCGUAUGAUGAGGUUGAGCGACCUGGUACUUCGGCGUCAUCUGGUAGCAAUGGAGCUGGGAGCAUGGGUCCGCCUAGAGUUCCGAGGAAGAAUGGUUACGGUGGUUUUGGUCCUCCGCAAAGAGAUGACCAGGACACAGAUUCGUUUGGUGGCCCUAACCGUUCCAAGACGUUCCCCAGGCCGAGCGAGGAACUCGAACCGCCACUGCGUACACCCUCUGCUCCUGGUCCGCGGCCAGACCGGUAUGACAAGUACCGGAACCCUUCAACGGAUAUGAGUGUUCGCAUGGGUCCGGUCACAACCCGUGCACCUCCACCGCGGACGAGCCUCGUGCGCCCCCCAACGUCUGGAGGGAACGCUCCAAGCAUCAACCUCGCGGAAGAGUUCGGAGACAUGAAUCCGUAUCAUUCACCCUCAGUGUCCGUGUCAUCAUCGCUCUCACAGGGCUCCAGUCAACCCAGCUAUCCAAGCUCGAGCACGAGUCCUGCUCGCUCUACGGCAUCGGCGCGCAAGCCUUCCAACACUUCUGGGUUCGAUAACCUGAUGAGUGACAUACAGGCGUCCAUGGAUGAGCUGAGCCCGAGGGAGAUGAAUCAGUCAGGAAGCCCUGAGCGGAGGCAGGCGCCGAUGAACGACGAGCGAUAUGAUCCUGCCAUACAAGGAGGGCGGACCCCGUCGCCACCUUCCUCUAGCCUCGAGCACCUCAGCAUCGACGCGAACCGACUCUUCGGGGCUCACGAGGAAACUGCAAGGGAUGUGGUGAUGCCAUUGUGGGCAAGUCUAUUUCCAGCGCUGACGGACGACUAUCUGGCCGUUACCAUAAAGCGUGCUUCGUAUGCACAGAAUGCCGGGAGCCUUUCCAGACGGCGGAAUUCUACGUGCAUGAGGAUCAGCCGUACUGCAAACGCCACUAUCACCAGGUCAAUGGCAGUGUUUGCGGAUCAUGCCGGGAUGGCAUUGAAGGACAGUACCUCGAAGAUGAAAGCACCAAGAAGUACCACGUACAAUAGCAUAUUGCGAGAAAGACGCGUUCAGGCGGCUGCAGCCCCAGACAUACAGAAGAAGCCCCUCGAUGAGCUCGCAACGGAGCUAUGGGAGAGGAUUAGCACCGUCAGCGCCCAUGCCCAGAAUGGAGAAGAGGAGGACAAGGCUAGGAAUGAUGUGAGCGCCCUCGAGGCUGCACAUCGCUAG
This is a messenger RNA of Diaporthe amygdali, 1731 nucleotides long. RefSeq names its product LIM domain-containing protein. The record is from RefSeq and is a predicted model, not a curated record. Lineage: Eukaryota; Fungi; Ascomycota; Sordariomycetes; Diaporthales; Diaporthaceae. Bases 1 to 1731 code for a protein of 576 amino acids. The transcript has 4 exons.